AUGCCACGUACGACGUACCUGAAACUGGGUGCUGACCAGAGAAAUUUAACCAAGUUGGAAACGUCGCUGUGCACGAAUCUGGUAACUGUUGCUUACCGCACCUGCUGCAACGAGUAUGGCUUUUGCACUGGUUCGUCCAUAGCUCAAACUGUUACUGGUGGGCCAGUUGUUGCUGCGGAAGUUGUAGUAAUUGAUAAUUCUGGUACAGGAGCUGCUGUUCCUGAUGACAAUGUAGCCCCCGUUGUUGUAGACAUUGCAGGUCCGGCUAGACUUCACAAGGAAUUGCAGACGUCGUCUGGUGGCAGAUUACGACUGCCGCCUGAAAGCGGCUGCGGCUGCGGCUGCGGCGGCGGCGGCGAAAGCGGCGGCGGCAGCGAAAGCGGCGGCGGCAGCGAAAGCGGCGGCGGCGGCAGCGAAAGCGGCGGCGGCAGCGAAAGCGGCGGCGGCAGCGAAAGCGGCGGCGGCGGCAGCGAAAGCGGCGGCGGCGGCAGCGAAAGCGGCGGCGGCGGCAGCGAAAGCGGCGGCGGCGGCAGCGAAAGUGGCGGCGGCGGCAGCGAAAGCGGCAGCGGCGGCAGCGAAAGCGGCGGUGAAAGCGGCGGCGGCGCCGGCGCCGGCGAAAGCGGCGGCGGCGCCGGCGGCAGCGAAAGCGGCGGCGGCGCCGGCGGCAGCGAAAGCGGCGGCGGCGGCAGCAGCGAAAGCGGCGGCGGCGCCGGCGGCAGCGAAAGCGGCGGCGGCGCCGGCGGCAGCGAAAGCGGCGGCGGCGCCGGCGGCAGCGAAAGCGGCGGCGGCGCCGGCGGCAGCGAAAGCGGCGGCGGCGCCGGCGGCAGCGAAAGCGGCGGCGGCGCCGGCGGCAGCGAAAGCGGCGGCGGCGCCGGCGGCAGCGAAAGCGGCGGCGGCGCCGGCGGCAGCGAAAGCGGCGGCGCCGGCGGCAGCGGUAGCGGCGGCGGCGAAAGUGGCGGCGGCGAAAGUGGCGGUGGCGGCAGCGGCGGCGGCGGCAGCGGCGGCGGCGGCAGCGAAAGCGGCGGCGGCGGCGGCAGCGAAAGCGGCGGCGGCGGCAGCGAAAGCGGCGGCGGCGGCGGCAGCGAAAGCGGCGGCGGCGGUGGCAGCGAAAGCGGCGGCGGCGGUGGCAGCGAAAGCGGAGGCGGCGGCGGCGAAAGUGGCGGCGGCGGCGAAAGCGGCGACGGCGGGGAAAGCGGCGACGGCGGCGAAAGUGGCGGCGGCGGCGGCGGCUGCGAAAGUGGCGGCGGCGGCGGCGGCGAAAGCGGCGACGGCAGAGAAAUCGAAUGCUACCGCUGGGAAAUCCACCAGAUGAAGUAUGGCGCGGAACGCGUGACAAAAUGUGCAGCCGGCCUGCGCCGUAUUUCAAUUAGGCUGUCCGACGCACGUGUGUGGCGAGCCGCUAAUGUGAUGAAUAGGCCCGGAACCCCACCCUGA
Molecule: messenger RNA, 1434 nt
Organism: Schistocerca serialis cubense
Lineage: Eukaryota; Metazoa; Arthropoda; Insecta; Orthoptera; Acrididae
Product: loricrin-like
Exons: 4
Coding region: 1-1434 (477 amino acids)
Source: RefSeq, a predicted model, not a curated record